Molecule: messenger RNA, 1206 nt
Organism: Schistocerca serialis cubense
Lineage: Eukaryota; Metazoa; Arthropoda; Insecta; Orthoptera; Acrididae
Product: lactase-like protein
Exons: 9
Coding region: 1-1206 (401 amino acids)
Biological process (GO): carbohydrate metabolic process
Molecular function (GO): beta-glucosidase activity
Source: RefSeq, a predicted model, not a curated record
AUGGUGGCACCUAUGACAUUAUGCUUGGAGUUGCUGGCAAUUGCGUGCCUACUGGCGACAGCAGUUGGUAGAGAGGUCAACCAGUUCCCAGACGGCUUCCUGCUGGGAGCCGCCACUGCCUCAUACCAGAUAGAAGGCGCCUGGAUCGAGGAAGGCAAAGGAGAAAGUAUCUGGGACCACAUGCUUCACGAGCAUCCAGAAUAUGGUAACAACGGGGACAAUGGAGACGUGGCCUGUGACUCGUACCACAAGUAUGCCGAGGACGUGCAGGCGCUCAAGGACCUGGGGGUGACUAAAGUAUACCGCUUCUCUAUCUCUUGGCCUCGCAUACUGCCUAAUGGGGAUCUGGACGUGAUCAACCAGCCGGGAAUCGACUACUACAACAAUAUCAUCAACUUGUUACUGGAUAACGAUAUCCAGCCGCUGGUGACGAUGUUCCACUGGGACUUGCCGCAAGCUCUGCAGUACAUAUGUGGCUGGCCGAAUCCCAUCCUCGCAGACUACUUCCUCGAGUACGCCACGGUGCUCUUUGACAACUUCGGUGACAGGCUGGGCCUGUACGCGAACCCUAUCUUCGUGGACGGCGACUACCCGGCUGUGGUGCGGGAACGUGUGGACAACAACAGCAGAGCCGAGGGUCGACCCAGGUUGCGCCUGCCCAGCUUCACAGAGGAGGAGAAGCGGAUGAUCAACGGAUCUUUUUUUGGAUUUAAUUCGUACGCAACACUAAUGGUGUCAUCUCAAGAGUACGGUAUCUCUCCAUCAAUGCAGCACGACACCGGAGUCUUCAGGAUGUCCAACUACACCUACCCUGUCAGCGCCGCCUUCUGGCUCACGGUUGUGCCAUGGGGUUUUCGCAAAAUUAUAAACUGGGUGUCUACAAGGUACCCGAACUACCCAAUCAUCGUUACAGAGAAUGGUUACGCUGAGUAUGGAGACCUGGAUGAUCAAGAGCGUAUCAGCUACUAUGGCCAAUACCUGGCAGAAAUGCUGAAAGCUAUUAACGAAGAUGGGGCCAAUGUAUUUGGAUAUACAGCGUGGAGCCUUCUGGACAACUUGGAAUGGAAUUCUGGUUAUAGUGUGAAAUUCGGGAUGUACCACGUGGCUUUCAACAGUACUGAGAGGACAAGGACGCCAAAGGCCUCGGCAAGCUUUCUUGCUGGCAUCUACAGGAAUAUGAGUGUACCAGAAGAAUACUUCCAGUAA